This is a messenger RNA of Ostertagia ostertagi, 822 nucleotides long. Lineage: Eukaryota; Metazoa; Nematoda; Chromadorea; Rhabditida; Trichostrongylidae. The record is from the annotation of a GenBank genome assembly.
AUGGAUUCCGAAAGGAAUGGUAUUUGUACAGUGUCGAGGAUCUACUAUUUACUUGUCUAUGUGGGAAGUUGUUCGGCUGCUGUCGGAAAGCAGAGCAUUCAUCUACAAGAAGAGUGUAACCAUGGCACCAUUUCAAUCAAAUUUGAUCGAGCUCGUAAGGCUGGAAUCCGUGCCUGUGGGACGUAUCAUCAACGGAUUAUGCUAGAAAAGAUCGUAAAAACGAUGCGUGGAUUCGAAUUCUACGCGAUAUGGAGCAGCGUGGACACUCGUCUACUUGUGCGUAGUAAUUUCCUGAGGUGCAGUUUCAAGUGGUCCUAUGAUAUCCGGUCAAAUUCAGUGAGUCAAAUUAAAUCAACAUGGAAGAACUUCAAGGACAUGUGGAAUAAGAGAAGGCGUGCACCAUCAGGAUCAGCUGGAACACGUGAAUGGCCUUACAUGGACGCAAUGGCAUUUUUAGAGAAAUGUGACUUCCAUGGGCGCACCAGAUCCAUUAUCGACGACGGUGGUAUGUUCAGAAAUGAACUUGAUGAUUUUGAUGCGGCUUUAGAAGAGCAUUCUUCUGCGUCAUCGGCUGCUAGCCAGGAAAACUUGAACCUAGAUUCUCAGCCAUGCAGUAGCGGUAGCCCAUCUGCUCUGCCCAGAAGUCUCAGUCCCAUUGAACUCAGUCAAAAGAAAAGGAAAAAGAAUACUAAUGAAAAUCCGAUGGUGCGCUUCGCGGCGGACCGUGUUUUUCAAGCUUGCGCUCGGAUGGAACAAGCUGGGUCUAUCACCGCUCGGAUGGAUCAAGCUGUGUCUACCGACAGAUUUCAACAUUUUGGUAGC